ACUGUCGCCCUCUAGUGUAGGAUUUAAAUAAUGUUGAUCAAUAAUCUUCAGUGUCAUUAGUCCUUAUAUAGAGAAGAUGAACCCUGUAUGAUCUCUCAGUAUCAGACACUGUAUCCUCCACUAGGUGGCGCUCUUUCAGUGUGAUUAAUGUAAUAUUCAGUCAGUGCUGAUGGUGGGAGGGGCCAGUAAAGCUGCUCAUUACUGAUAAAGAGCUGAAGAAAGAGGAAGUAACUAAAGCAGACAGAUGUAGAGACAGAGAGAUUCACACAGAGAACAUUCAGCAUAAAGAAGACUGAACUCAACUCACAAUGAAGAUCCUCCUCAUCUUCUUCACUUUCUACCUGAUCUCAGGUGCAGUGAGAUGCUUUAGUGUCUCUGGAUAUUCUGGAGGAAGUCUUCUUGUUGAUUCACAGAAGACUUGGUUCAGUUACUCCGCUAAAUAUAUGGCCAAAAUACCUGAGUGGAGAACAAUAAUAAAUGAUAAGAAAUAUUAUAACUGGAUUAAUGAGGGACGAUUCACACUGUUUCGUAACAGUGAUGGAAACCUCAUGAUCUUCAUUAGAGAUUUAAAUCAACAAGAUGCUGGAGAAUACCGGAUUACGGUUGAAAACCACUGGUAUAUUGAUAUGACUUUGAAUGUGGAAGAAGAUUCAUGUUGUAAAGUGUCAAAGAGAGUAACGGUGCGUAAUGGAGAAACUGCCUCAUUCAGCUGUGAAUAUUCACAGAAUCAUAUUAAUCAUCCCAAGAUCAUAUUCAAAGAAGGAAAAUAUUCUAUUGAUGAGGUGAUACGCACUGACAAAUGGAAUAAGAAAUUCAGCAUUUUUAAUGACAAACAUAAUCUCUUCAGUGUGAGAAUUACUGCUGUGACACCAGAUGAUGGAGGAGUUUAUUUAUGUGGAGUUUGGGAAUACAGACACUCAUACAGAUACUCCAUUAUUAAUACUGUUCAUCUACAUGUGGAUUUGUGCUGUGGAGUGUCAAAGACAGUGAUGGUAAAUAGAGGAGAAACUGCUGCUUUCAGCUGUGAAUAUUCAUGGAAUCAAAGGAAUGCUAGGAAGAGUAUAUACAAAACAGGAAAUGACAUCACUGAUGAGCUGAUCUCCACUACUGACACAUGGAAGAAGAAAGAAAGAUUCAGUAUUUCUGAUAACAGACAGAUAAAAAUCUUCACUAUGAGAAUUACUGCUGUGAGACCAGAUGAUGGAGGAGUUUAUUCAUGUGGAGUUUGGAUCAGAGAACAAUCGUACAGUUACUCAGUUAUUAAUAGAUUUAAUUUGCAUGUAAUUACUAAAGUGGGCGUGUCUAGAGUGAGCGGAUACUCAGGAGGUCGUAUGAUGAUCAAGUGUGAACAUCCUCAAUACAAAACCAAUCCAAAAUACAUCUGUAAAGAAUCAGAUGGAUGUUCAGAGAGGAAGAAUCCAGGAGUUCAGGAUGAAUGGAUGGAGAAUGGAGAUGUUUCUUUAUAUGACGACACCAGAGCAGGAGUCUUGAUGGUGUUUUUUAGAGACCUGAAAGCUGCAGAUGCAGGAACAUACAGGUGUGGAGUGAAUGUGUCUCACUAUACUGAGAGCUUCACUGAACUUCAGCUGAACAUCAUAGAUGGUGCAAAAUAUCCAAAAGUUGUGACUAAAACUGCUCAUCUUGGUGAAGAAGUCAACAUCACCUGUCAGAUCCCAGAGGAACAUAAAGUUCAUUUCUGCAAAGAGGAUGAUAAUCACAUCUGUCAAAACAUCAGCACAUCUACAGUGACAGAAAUGAACGGUUCAUCUGAGAGAAAUGAAGAGAGAGUUUUUACAGUGAGCAUCAGUAAUGUGAGCGUGAGAGAUGCUGGAGUUUACUGGUGUGGAGCAGAAACCAGAGACACACAUUUGACUUUCAUCUCCCUGAACACCAAAAUUCAGCUCAACCUCAUUACUAAAGUGGGAGUAUCUAGAAUGACAAGCCGCUCAGGAGGUCGUAUGAUGAUCAAGUGUGAACAUCCUCAAUACAAAACCAAUCCAAAAUACAUCUGUAAAGAAUCAGAUGGAUGUUCAGAGAGGAAGAAUCCAGGAGUUCAGGAUGAAUGGAUGGAGAAUGGAGAUGUCUCUUUAUAUGACGACACCAGAGCAGGAGUCUUGAUGGUGUUUUUUAGAGAGCUGAAAGCUGCAGAUGCAGGAACAUACAGGUGUGGAGUGAAUGUGUCUCACUAUACUGAGAGCUUCACUGAACUUCAGCUGAACGUCACAGAUGGUGCAAUGUUUGUGACUGAAUCUGCUCAUCUUGGUGAAGAAUUCAGCAUCAGCUGUCAGAUCCCAGAGGAACAUGAAGUUCAUUUCUGCAAAGAGGAUGAUAAUCACACCUGCCAGAUAAUGAGUAUGUCUAAAGUAAAACCAAUGAGUCCUUCAUCUGAGAGAAAUGAAGAGAGAGUUUUUACAGUGAGCAUCAGUAAUGUGAGCGUGAGAGAUGCUGGAGUUUACUGGUGUGGAGCAGAAACCAGAGACACACAUUUGACUUUCAUCUCCCUGAACACCAAAAUUCAGCUCAACCUCAUCAUGGCUCCAGUAGUGAGACGUGAAGGAGAAUCUGCUGAGAUCAUCUGCCCUUAUGAUUCAAUCUAUAAAUCAAAGUCAAAGUCUCUCUGUAAGGGGAAGUGCUCCACUAGAGAUAGAAAUACUCUCAAUGAAGAGAAAGAGACCAAGACUGACAGAUUGACUCUGAAUAAUAACGUCAAUGCAAGUGUCUUCACUGGGACCAUCACUGGACUGACAGCAGAGGAUGCUGGGAAAUACUGGUGUGCAGUGACAUUAGAGAGAGACGUGAAUUAUCUUUACACUCAUCUGAUCGUCAUCAUGAACAAGGAGCUGAACUUGACUAAGUAUGAAGGAGACGACAUGUCAAUCCAGUGCAAACAUCAUGAUGAACAUCAGAAACUCUUCUGCAAAGCACAUGAACCCUCCAUGUGUGUGAAGGAUGGAGUUUCAUUGGAGACGAUCAGAGAUGAUCGAUUCUCUUUCAGUGAUGAAGCUUCUACUGGAGUCUUUACUGUGAACAUCACUGAUCUGAGAGAAGAGGAUUCUGGGAUAUACUGGUGUGGAGCUCACAUCACCACUAAAGUUAAUCUACAAGUCAAGAAGAGUGUUUCUGAGCGAAUCGUCGUCUCUUGUGUAUGUGUGACUCUGCUGUUGAUGGGAAUGUCAGUCCUGUUAUUAUACAAAUUAAGAUACAUCAAGACACGAGAUCAGCACCCUUCCACAGACGGGACAGAGAUGAGCGGUGGAGAGGCCCCUCAUGCUGCAUGUGACUAUGAGAAUAUCAGAGACGUCAGACAGCGCUCAGUCUCGGGAACUGAGGAGAACAUGAUAUAUUCCAACAUUAAACUCCCCACAGACUCUUCUGAUCCACCCCACACGCUAUAUUCAACAGUACAGUUACCCACAACCCCCUCUGAUGGGCUCCUGUACGCGUCUGUCAGUUUCCAGAAGCAUGAAGAGUCUCUCGGUGACGCUAAAGUCAUCUUCAGUAAUGAGGAGAUUUACUCUGAUUACACCACGGUCAGUCCUCGCACGUCACUCAACUAGUUCAGUCAGAUGGAUCUUUCUGUAAUUCAGCUACGAUUACUGUGUGAUUUUAGGACACUUUCUGUGAGAUAUUUGGACACUUAAUCCACAGGAAAUGUAAUUUCAUUAGAUGCAAAAUAUUAAAUCAAGUGUCAUUUACUGUGAAGAAAGAUGCACAAGAACACUGUCUAGUUUCAAUUUGAAAUGCUAAACCGAUACAUGUAGUGCUGAAGACAAACACAGUUAUGAUUUUGUGAGUUUGUGGUUCAUUACAGUUUUUUUCAGUUGCUAACAAGCAUUGUUCAAUACCGAAACCACAUUUUCAAAACUCUUCACACAGUCUGCAUUAGCAGCAUUAAUGUUGGCUAAACAGUUAAUCUCACCUACAAAACUCACUCAGACCAACAUAACACUGGCAACAAUUCUCAUUCAGAAAACACACAUUUCAUUCACAACACACUGACCUAAAAAACACUAACAACAGGAAGCAUUACAUAAUUGAUGAACUUUUCUUUUUUAAAGUUUAAAUGAUUUUCCACAUAAAUCAGUUCUUCAUAUAGAAUACUGUAACACAAUUUCACUUUAUUGAAAGCAUUUGUAACACGAAUGAAUCAGAAAUUAAUCAAAAUUUCAUUUUUAUAUGAAUAUAAUACAUGAAAAUUAUAACCAAAAGGUGAAAAAAGAGGGAAAAAACUCCAGGGCUGCAAUGAUAAUAAAAAAAAGAAUAAAUAAAAUACAUUCUACACAUUACUGUAACAACAUGUGUAGUUGUUCAUUACAGUAAAUUACAGUGAUGGUUCUAGUCUGGUCUCUCUCUUGCAUUGGAGUGGGUGGAAUUUCAGCUAAAAUUGCAAUUAGCUUGUAAUGAUUAUUUUUUUAAUUUUUGGCUAUAAAAUUGAGAAUAUUUUAAAAUAAUUACUGCAUAAAUGCUUGGAAUUUGCCAUCAUUCUGUUUUGAAUGUGUUUUUAAUCAUUCUGAAUGCAGUGUGUUAGCAUUAGAAAAAUGUGCUGAAAAUACAUAGUAUUUUGCAUGUUGUGGAGUACGAAUGGGAAAAGAGUUCCUGAAUUUUGAAAAGUGUGGUCACUGAAUGCAUUGUGUCUGAAAGCAAUGAAAAAUGUUCACAGUUUGGUCUACAUUGACUUUUGUUUUGCUGAGAGUUUUGAAAAUGUGGUUUCAGUAUUGAACAAUGCUUGUUAGCAACUGAAAAAAACUGUAAUGUGAUGAACCAAAAAGUUCUGAGAUUUUCAAAUCUAGUAGCAUUUGUUUGCACAAGACACUUGUUCUGAAAUCUGCUCAUUUGACAGUUUUUUUGUUGACUGUCAUUUUAGUUUAAAAUAGUAAUUUUGUCACACCCACUCAAAACCACAAAAAAGUGUAGAUAAACAAACUAAGACGAAGAGCAGAGCAGUUAUAUCUGCUAAAGGUCUACAAGGAAACAGCUGAACAGACACACCCCAGCAGGGUUUUUAGGUGUUGAUCACACAGGACACACAUUCAAAUGUGACGUGACAUGGUCUCCCAUACUCAGAAUUUGUGCUCUGCAUUUCGCCCAUCCAAGUGCACACACACAGCAGUGAGUAUUGAACACACACUGUGAACACACCACCUACAGAUGUAUUUUCAUUAUUGAAUUUUUCUUACUGCAACUGUUAAUUUAUAUUUUCUAAUUGCACUGCGUAUAUUUAGAUGCCUCAUGUGGAGCAGAAGGACCAUACGGAAUAAAGCAGUGUAUGCCAUGUCAGUUAUGAGACUGAGAUGUUAAUGCAUCAUGCUCCUUGUUCAUAUCAAGUCUGUAUUGUACAGUUCAUCACCUGUGUGUGUGUUAUAUACAGCUCUCUGUUUAUCAUUGAUCAGGUGUUUUAUAUUCAAAGUGAUCAUCUUACAGGGACACUAACCUGCAGAAUCACCUCUAACUAAUCAGUGUUUGACUACUAAUUAUUUUGUUUAUAUACUCUGUUCUGUUUGAGUUUGCUGCCCUCUGCUGUUUAAACAUUAAACAUG
Molecule: messenger RNA, 5537 nt
Organism: Megalobrama amblycephala (Wuchang bream)
Lineage: Eukaryota; Metazoa; Chordata; Actinopteri; Cypriniformes; Xenocyprididae
Exons: 13
Coding region: 309-3557 (1082 amino acids)
Source: RefSeq, a predicted model, not a curated record